UAGCGCGUAACAGAACAAUCGCACAAGCUCGUUGCACUCCGCUGUCCCGCACUCAGCGGACCUAUUUCAUAAACCUAACCCUAGAUUUCUCCGCCAAUUUCGUUUUUAGUGGACCGCCUCCUCCGGCCGCCACAUGCCCCGCCAUUACCGCACCUCCGUAAGCCUAAUGGCGGCGGUGGUGCUCUUCGCUGUCACCGGCUGCACCAAUCCGUUACACACCGUCGAUCUACCCGCGUUUCGCGAGGCCCCGGCGUUCCGCAACGGCCGCGGCUGCGCCGCGGCGCCGACCAUACACGUCGCUAUGACCCUCGACGCAACCUACCUCCGGGGAUCCCUCGCCGGCGUUCUAUCGAUCCUGAAGCAUACAUCCUGCCCGGAGAAUGUCACAUUCCACUUCGUCGCCGUUUCUCCAUUCCACGACCUCGGACUUACCGUGGCCGCUGCCUUCCCUUCCCUUCCGUUCCGAAUAUACCGCUUCGAUGACGCGCUGGUUCGCGGUAAGAUCUCGUCCUCGGUCCGGCGAGCUCUCGACCAGCCGCUCAACUACGCGCGAAUCUAUCUCGCGGAUCUUCUUCCGCGGGCAGUUCGCCGCGUCAUCUACUUUGACUCGGACCUCGUGGUCGUAGACGACGUCGCGCGUCUUUGGGGCAUUGAGCUUGGUCCGUACGUGCUCGGUGCACCUGAGUACUGCCACGCGAAUUUCACGGCGUACUUCACUGACCGAUUCUGGUCGGACCCCGACUUCCCCCACGCUCUCGACGGGCGUGCGCGCCGGCCGUGUUAUUUCAACACCGGCGUGAUGGUGAUGGAUCUGGAGAAAUGGAGGGCAGGGGGAUACACGAGGAGGUUAGAGGGGUGGAUGGAGGUUCAGAAGAAGGUGGCGAGGAUCUACGAGCUGGGAUCACUGCCUCCUUUCCUUCUAGUUUUCGCCGGCGAGGUGAAGGGAGUGGAACACCGAUGGAAUCAGCACGGUCUCGGCGGUGACAAUGUAGAGGGGCUAUGCCGGGAUCUACAUCCGGGCCCGGUGAGCUUGCUCCAUUGGAGCGGUAAAGGGAAGCCAUGGCUUCGCCUCGACGCCGGCCGUCCCUGCCAGCUCGACGGGCUCUGGGAACCGUACGAUCUUCUCCUCCGCCGCCGCGACCAAAGCCCCUUCGCCGUCGAUGUCUGAUACCGCCGGCCCGGCCAUUGUCGGUGGAGCAGCGCGCGGGACCCACGGAAUGGGUUGGAAAUUUGGAUGAUUAACAGGGGCAGAAUCGUCAAUUCGAAUGAAUUUACAGCUGGCACGGAGAGGCCAAGGCGGGAUGGAGCUGGAAGCAAUAAUGAAGGAAUCGGACCAAUCGGUGGCCGAUCGGUGUCGCCAGCUCAUAGUGUUUCGUCGUCAUUGGCUAUUUUAUUAUUAUUUUUUUUUCCAUUUUAGCCCAUUAAUUUAAUAUAAUUCGUUUUGAAGUGGAGGGAGGGUCCGAUUUGCAAAUGUAAAAUUUGUUUAAUUGUUCUGGUCAAUAUGUUGUUUUAGUUCCUCUUAGCUUACAAGUUUCUAAGGGGAAUUUAUUUAAUCGUUAUGGAAGUCAAAUAUUGUAUUUGAUGAUUUAGGAAUUUUUUAAGGGGUUAUUUGAUUU
Messenger RNA from Dendrobium catenatum, 1616 nucleotides. Its product is annotated as probable galacturonosyltransferase-like 3. The transcript has a single exon. Lineage: Eukaryota; Viridiplantae; Streptophyta; Magnoliopsida; Asparagales; Orchidaceae. Gene Ontology annotation, molecular function: glycosyltransferase activity. Gene Ontology annotation, cellular component: Golgi apparatus. The coding region runs from base 134 to 1168 and encodes 344 amino acids. The record is from RefSeq and is a predicted model, not a curated record.